AUGCCAAGGAUUCUUACAUUUUGCAGCAAUCAUAUUUGUGAUGAAGAUUGCUAUCUUCAUCGCAGAGGUUUCGGUGCAGUUUAUAAAGGGGAAUUUGGCAAUGGAACCCUUGUAGCAGUGAAGGUUCUAAAUGGGAGCUCAGACGAGAGAAUUGAGGAACAAUUCGUGGCAGAAGUUAGUACAAUUGGAAGAAUUCACCAUUUCAAUCUGGUCCGUCUUUAUGGCUUCUGCUUUGAGAGACAUCUCAGAGCACUUGUUUAUGAGUACAUGGGAAAUGGUUCCCUUGACAAGUUCUUAUUCCAUGGAAGCAAGAUCUUAAGAUUUGAAAAGCUUCAUGAAAUUGCGAUCGGGACAGCCAAAGACAUUGCUUACUUGCAUGAGGAGUGUCAACAACGAAUAGUCCACUACGAUAUAAAACCUGAAAAUAUUCUUUUGGAUGCAAAUUUGCUUCCAAAAGUAGCUGAUUUUGGCUUGGCCAAGCUCUGUAACAGGGAAAAUACUCAUAUAACCAUGACAGGGGGCCGGGGGACUCCUGGCUAUGCUGCACCAGAGGUUUGGCUGGGAUUUCCUAUAACACACAAAUGUGAUGUUUACAGCUUUGGGAUGCUAUUGUUUGAGAUCAUAGGCAGGAGAAGGAAUCUUGACAUUAAUAUUCAAGAUAGCCAAGAUUGGUUCCCAAGGUGGGUAUGGAGGAAGUUUGAACCUGGAGAACUAAGAGAGCUAAUGGUAGUUUGUGGGAUAGAGGAGAGAGAUAAAGAGCGUGCAGAGAGAAUGGUUAAGGUAGCUCUCUGGUGUGUCCAGUAUAAGCUGGAAGCAAGGCCUUUGAUGAGUGUUGUGGUGAGAAUGUUGGAAGGAGCAGCUGAGAUUCCUAGACCUUCAGUUAACCCUUUUCAGAACUUGAUGCCAGGCACUCUGCACCCUAAUAAACCUGUCGGUUCAGCUUUUCAUUCAGAACGUACUAGCGCUUCUGGUUCGAUUUCCUUUCAGACAGUAACUGAAUUCAGCGUUAUGCAUGCUACUCCUUUCAUGACGAAAUACGAGAUUGAUAUAGUGUGUACCUAG
Molecule: messenger RNA, 1062 nt
Organism: Prunus armeniaca (apricot)
Lineage: Eukaryota; Viridiplantae; Streptophyta; Magnoliopsida; Rosales; Rosaceae
Source: the annotation of a GenBank genome assembly